This is a messenger RNA of Lolium rigidum, 3048 nucleotides long. RefSeq lists its product as uncharacterized. The transcript has 2 exons. Bases 327 to 2951 code for a protein of 874 amino acids. The record is from RefSeq and is a predicted model, not a curated record. Lineage: Eukaryota; Viridiplantae; Streptophyta; Magnoliopsida; Poales; Poaceae. Gene Ontology annotation, molecular function: protein binding.
CCGCGCCUGCGAACCCGCCGCUCUUCCUCCCGCCGUAGAACUCGCCGGAAGGAGAUCCAUCCGCUGUCUUGGACGCCGAUUCCCCCGGUCCGUUGGUAUGGCACCGGUCCCUACUUGUUCGUUUUUCUUUCUUGAUCUCCUUUUCCUUUUUUCUUGCUGUGUGUUACGGCUUCUCGUCGAUAAAGAUUGCCGCCGCCGUCCGCCGCCCUCGCCUGGACCUCGAGUGAAGAUCGAUUUCUUCCUGGACGCCGUAGAUUUGUACUGAAAGACCUUGUCUCUCCAAGUUACCUGAUCGGUUGGGAGCAGCAGACAUUGGGGUGACAGGCAUGAUGUGUAGCAGUGAGAAGAAGGCUGCCAUGCCAAGCAGCAAGCGUCUGAAGGCCGCCCUACCCGUACGCAGGGCGACAGUUGCAGAGGACAUCAUGACGGAGGUGCUGCUGAGGCUUCCCAUCAAAUCCAUUGUCCGCUUCCGGGCCGUCUGCCGCUCCUGGGCCACGCUGCUCUCCUCCGAGGAGUUCUGCAGACUCCACCGGGCGAUCACCAGGGCUGCGGGGGUGCCACUGAAGCUUCUGCACUUCUCCCCCACCGCAAUGUUCCGCACCAUGACGGCGUACUCAUGCUCGCUGGCGCAAGGCCCCAGAGACGACGAGCUUCUGUUCACCCUUGACUAUGCCCGUGGGAAGUGGGUAGAAGUGUUGACACCUGCAUCGUGCCAUGGCCUCACCCUCCUGUAUGAUGCUCUUGCCAAGGCUUACUACAUCUGCAAUGCGGCCACACGGGCAGUGACGCGUCUGCCACAUUCUGCCACGGUGGCGCCACACAGGAUUAGUACCGGACUGGGAUUUGAUGCACACACAAGGGAGCACAAGGUGGUGAGGUUGAUCAAUGGGGCACACCGGUCCCCUGAGCAGGAUACGAUCAGGUGUGAGGUGUACACGCCUGGAGGAAGCCAUGGGGAUUGCUGGAGGCCGGCUGCCGGAGGGGUACCCUUUGGGUUGCGAAGAUUUACAGACUCUGCCGUGUGUAACGCUGUCGAACAGAGGUUAGCUCCUGUGUUUGCGAAAGGGUUCCUGCACUGGUUGAUUCAGCCUUACCUUCUCUUCAAACGGCCAAGAGGGGCCAUCGUAUACUUUUCUGUCAUGGAGGAGACAUUCAGAUGUGUCCAAUCACCUCCCUUCCUGUCACCAGAUUUUGGGCAAAAUCCUCCAUUCUCAGCACCGGGAUUCGACCUGCCAUUUGCUCACCAGGCACCACCAGCGGGGCACCUAGUGGAGAUGGAUAACCAGCUAUGUCUGGUCCGAGACCGUCGCAGUAACCCUCAUGGUAGCACUAUGGAGAUUUGGAGACUGCUGGAAUAUAGCUCUGGCAACUGGUCGCUAGAUCACAGAAUCGAUUUAUCAGGGCACGCCAUGGGGAGGGAAUUACGCGAGCCACAGACCGUGAGAGUUAUUGGUUUUAUUGACAGUGGCAGAUCAGGGAAGAAGUUAAUCAUCACUACUUGCAAGCACAAGGUUCACGAGAAGUUUGAAAAAAAGGUUCACACUUACGACCUCAGUUCUCAUGAUCUGGAGACCAUUCUUUCUGUCACUGAGACAAGCCCAUUGGUGUAUGAAUUUAUCUAUGAUAAACCACUUCCUUCAAGAUUUGGUUUAUUUGAAGACUGCCUUACUCCAAUACAUAAAACAGAUGAAGAGAUAGCCUUGUCGUCUACCCUGUCUAAGGCGGUAAAACAGAUCCUACUCCGCCUCCCAGCUAAAUCAGUAGAACAGUCCAAAUUGAUCUGCAAGCAGUGGCUCGGGUUGAUCAAGAGUGAAAGCUUCAUGCGGUCAUACUUUGAGCAUAAGAAUACAGGCAGAAGGCCAAAGCUCAUGCUUGUGGGUAAGGGCACUGGACAAUCAGCCUUCUGUUUUGCUCCCUUGGAUACAUGGCUUAGUGAUGCUUCUAAUCAUUGUGCGUUGCUUGAUACAAAGGUGGUUUGCUCCAAGCCUUGCCAUGGGAUGAACCUAGUGAGCACCUCUACAAAUGACUAUCUCUACAACCCAGGCACAGGUUUCCACAGGGUCUAUCGUAACCCAGGACCGCAGAUGUACCUAGCAUUGGGAAGCCAAAGAAUUAAUGCGGCAGAAAAACAUGCAUUUGCAGUCAGCGGCAAGAAUGUUGGCCUGACUUUCGACCCUUUGUCUCGUGAGCAUGUUAUUGUUGAAAUCGUCUAUCACCAGAAGAACUUCCAUUCUCGUGGAUAUAGGUCGGUUUGCGAGCUGCGGUGGUGUAACUCCGCGGAACUUGCCCAUGAAUACUUGGUGCCGCUGCCGCCUCUGCCCGUGAAUGACAUGCCACCCGCCUAUGUCGGAGGUGUGCUGUACUGGAUGAGUGACCCAAGGCUGGGUCGGAGCUACGAACGAGCCAUCGUCUCUUUCGAUAUCUCUACGAGACUGUUCGAUACCAUCCAUUGCCCUUCGUGCAUCACGGUAUGGAGUAAGAGGAGCCCAUGCAGUGCAUUUGUGGUAGAGCUUCAGGGAGCAUUAUGCGCUGUUCUUGCAGAUCCAGUGACAAACAGCUUAGACGUAUGGAGGCUAGAGCGUGGGCGUUGCAUAUGGGGCAGAGCAUGGGUGAUUCGUUUGGAAGCGUCGCCUGACUAUUCUCUUGUGACAAAUGUUGUGGUGCCAUUGGCUGUUGAUCCCAAAGACGGGGGAAUCCUGCUGAAUACUGGCAGAAACCUAGGUGUCUAUGAUCCGCUCAAGCAAACAAUUCAGAGUCUGUAUUCACAAGAUCAGUUACCGCUUGCCACAAGUGCGCCAUACCUAGGAGUCCCUCAACGAUCCAAGUUUACUUCAUCGGAGGAUAAUUCAGCAUUGGACAGCGAGAUUCUGCCGCUUGUUCCUAUGGUGUAUGAGGAGAGCUUGGCUUGUUAUCCCCGUGUGGGCCUAGGAAGAUGGUUGUCAUUCUGCUGAUUCAUCGUCAAGUGGUAGCAUUUCCAUCAUCAUCUAGGCUGGUUAUAUUAAGUUCGAACCGCAACACCUCUUUUUGGUAAUGUAAUAGUGUGAUCUU